This is a messenger RNA of Neoarthrinium moseri, 822 nucleotides long. RefSeq lists its product as uncharacterized. NCBI's taxonomy places the organism in Eukaryota, Fungi, Ascomycota, Sordariomycetes, Amphisphaeriales, Apiosporaceae. Bases 1 to 822 code for a protein of 273 amino acids. The record is from RefSeq and is a predicted model, not a curated record. Gene Ontology annotation, molecular function: heme binding; oxygen binding. The transcript is spliced from 4 exons.
AUGAUACCCUCAUUACGGCCCAUGAAACACAUAGAUCGUAAAGAUCUCUAUACCAAUCUCGAAGCCCGCAUUCAGUAUCUACACACAUUCCUAGAUUUCAGCUCAAGGGAUAUACAAGCGCUUGAGGAUGGCUCCAAGUACAUUAAACAGCUCAUUCCCGCAAUCGUGAACAUCGUAUAUCACAAGCUGCUGCAAUACGAUAUCACAGCACGUGCUUUCCAGACGAGGAGCACCAGCUAUGAAGGGCCGGUCGAUCUGACCCUCGACGACAACAGCCCUCAGAUUCUGCACCGCAAGAAGUUCCUGCGUGCCUAUCUCGCCAAACUGUGCUCAGACCCCAGUACUCUUGAGUUCUGGGAGUACUUGGACAAAGUCGGCAUGAUGCACGUUGGCCGGGGGCGUGAACACCCUCUGCACGUGGAAUAUGUUCAUAUCGGCGCCUGUCUGGCGUUCAUCCAAGACACCAUCACCGAGGCCAUCCUGUCGCACCCGCGGCUGCGGAUGGACAGGAAGAUCGCCAUCGUCAAGGCCAUCGGCAAGGUGAUAUGGGUGCAGAAUGAUCUGUUUGCAAAAUGGUACGUCCGCGACGGCGAUGAGUUUGCCGAGGAGAUGGAGCAGCCCGAGAUCGAGAAGGAGGGCUACUUGAACGGCAAGAAGAUCCUCGUCGAUAUCGAGGAAGCUGCGUCUGCUUCGCCCAAGGCCGGUGUCUGCCCGUUUUCGGGCGUCAGAGGCGCCGAUGUGAGUUCCUGCGACGGGUGCGAGAACAAGGACGAUGACUGCGCGACUGUGAUAGCUGCGAAGAAGGAGGCCGAGAGCAAGUAG